Molecule: messenger RNA, 2547 nt
Organism: Clonostachys solani
Lineage: Eukaryota; Fungi; Ascomycota; Sordariomycetes; Hypocreales; Bionectriaceae
Source: the annotation of a GenBank genome assembly
AUGGCAUCAACUCACGAGGGAGGCAACUUAACACGCCGGUGUGGCUCGCAUGGCUACAUCGUUGGUGACCGUCUUUUCCUAGGGGAUUUAACUCAUCGCCUUUGGCUUGAAAACCAAAAAGCCGACAGCGAUGGCCGUGUCAUCCGGUACCUUCAUGUCUACUGUGAUACUCUAGAGGUUUUCGCCUUGUCCGACGACUCCAUCAGUGCACGGGUCCCUUCGCCUAUCCGAUGGUUAAGGAUCUUCGCAAGAUCCAUUAUACGUCGUGGUUCCCCGGUGACGGAGGAAGGCAGUCCCCAGUGGUUCGUUGAUCCAAUUCCUUUCCUCUCCCCUAGAUUUGUCCUAGAUCCUUCAUCUAACUUCCAUCUACCGACCAGCAAUCUAGGGAGAGUGACUAUUCUCUGGAAUGUUGCCGACCGCCCCUUCAAGCUCUUUGGGCAUACUUUAGAGCGGGGCGAAGCCACGAUCGGUCACAACUUCAUCGUCAGCCCGGACGGCUCUGCGAAGUUGUCCGAAGUAACACGCAUUUGUCCUAGAGAAUUCGAUACCCGCCAUGAUAUCAUAGAUAUGUUGAAGAAUGUCAAGAGAAUCGAAGCUGAGCUUCCUACGCUGGCUCGGAGACUUCUAAGCUUGGCCGUCGCCGGAAUGAAUCCCGAGAGCGAACAAGACACCGCACUUGACACAUGCCUGCACAAGGAGGAGACCAAGUCGCGCCUCGCCUUCGUCUCACUCCUCACCAGGACGUCCCCCGCCAUGGCCGACGUCAGCAGGGCCGCCUCGACAUUGCUUUUCCGCCUGACAAUCCCCGAGGGCGCUCGUAUCUGGGUGCCGAAACACACCUUCAAAGACCGCGACAGACUUCUGAACAGCUGGCUCACGGCGGCCAGGCAGGUCGAGGAGGACUACAACAAUCACAAGGCUGAGCUCCGCGACAACAGGGCCGGGGACAGGAGCGUGGCGCUGAUGAAGCAGAUCACCAAGUUCCAGCACCAGGAUGCCUCGCUUGACUUGAAGGCGCUCCAAGAUCGCUACGAGAGGGGCAUGAAUGCCGUGACGGACCUGGCCCUGGACUUUGCAUCGUUCAAGGACGAGAUGUCAAAGGCGCGCAGGGAGUUCAACACGGCCGUCAAGCAGUGGGAGGAGGACAGAAGGUCCGAAGCGGAUAUCAAGUCUUUCUUUGCAACUGUGAAGCUCAUAGCGGCCAUCGGUAUUACGGUCUACACUCUGGGCGCCGCGUCGGGCAGCGUCGCGAACAGCAGUGUGGAAGUAGCAGAAGCUAUAUCCAUGGUGAAGACGGCUAUAAAAGAGGAAAAGACCAGCACCUCCAUGAAAAAGGCCAUGAAGAUCAUUUCGGCCAUUGAGAAGAUGAGCAAAGGCGUGGACACAGCCAGAAAGUACCUCCUGGAGGCAAAGGCCAAGAUCGCGGACAAGCGAAAGUCCGGCAAAACUGGCGCCUCUAUCACACCGUCAGAACUACUACCGCCGGUUCAGCUCGACCCGGUAAACUACUUCGAGCUCUUGAACCAGUGGGACGACUACAUGCUGGACAACGACGCCUACUUCGCCAAGAUUCUGAAGCUCGAGCCGCACAUCAACGAGGCCGACAACUUCCAGCUCGCAGUGAAGAAGGUCGUUGGGCGAGCACGGAACAUGCUCGAGGCCCAGAAAGAGCUGCAGUCCGUUGAGGACAAGAUGCGGCUGGCUAUGGCGCACGUGGAGCUCCGCGCGCAACGUGAAAGCGAGUGCGAGAAGCUUGCCAGCUCGACGCCCGAUGCUGAGCUGAUCCAAGCCAAACUGGAGCUCGGGCUGAAGUCGAUCCGACUGCAAGUCUUCCUCUUAUUCCACGAGACUUUCUGUGCCCAUGCGUUUGAGGGAAAUUUGACCUACUUCCCGACCAAUAUCAGGUUUCGGGAGGACAAACUAGCGAGUGAGUUCUUCACCGAUGUUGCCGCCCUCGAAUCGUUGCGCGGAGAGCACCCUGGUCUUCACAGUUUAAUGGCGACUGAGGAGCCUUUGAGGUUCAGGACGCCGACCAACGGGGCCAAGAGCAACACAAGCAUCUUUGAUCCCCUAUGGAAGGAUCUCCUGAUUAGCGAGGGCAGAGUGGCCUUUCAAAUCCCGACUCAUCAUGAGAAGGCACAGCGGAAGUGUCUAGCUUCUAUUACCCAUGUUGCUCUCCUGUUUGAGGGCAUUGAACCCUCAGACCCUAACGCGGACAAAGAUGACAUGAGUGUUCCGCUCAUGGUCGAAUUCGGUCCCCACAUGCUGCAGCUCGAGGAAUCAGGGGACGAGUCCAAGUUUCUAGGUUCGACCGUCCAGAUUCAGUGCCAGCCCUCGUUAGUGCAAAAGGUUGGCACCAGGAGGAAGUUCUACUCCAUUGAUGGAGCCACGAUGCGUCCAACACUGUAUACCACAGGUUGUGUCAGAAUCCGGCAAGCCAAAGCCAAGGAUGGGGCCAAAAUCAAGGAUUGGGAUCUGAGCACUGUGACGGCGAUUCAGUUGGAGCUGCAUACGGAGUCUUGGGGAGACGCCUAUGGAAGCGAUUAA